Molecule: messenger RNA, 618 nt
Organism: Babesia bovis T2Bo
Lineage: Eukaryota; Apicomplexa; Aconoidasida; Piroplasmida; Babesiidae
Product: 40S ribosomal subunit protein S4/S9 family protein
Exons: 3
Coding region: 33-581 (182 amino acids)
Biological process (GO): translation; positive regulation of translational fidelity
Cellular component (GO): cytosolic small ribosomal subunit
Molecular function (GO): rRNA binding; structural constituent of ribosome
Source: RefSeq, a predicted model, not a curated record
GGUAAACGUAGGCUUAAUUAUAUUGUUUCAAGAUGUCUGGAAGCCUCAGAAACUAUAGUAAGACUUUCAGGAAUCCAAAACGUCCAUUCGAGAAGGAACGUUUGGACCAAGAGCUCAAACUCAUCGGUGAAUAUGGACUAAAAAACAAGCGUGAGGUGUGGCGCGUGCAGUAUGUGUUGUCCAAGAUUAGGUCAGCUGCCCGUUACCUUCUCACCCUAGACGACAAAGACGUUAAACGCCAGUUCCAAGGUGAUGCUUUGUUGAGACGUAUGGUUCGCUAUGGACUUAUGGGUGAAAACGAAAGGAAGCUGGAUUUCGUCCUUGGUCUUACACUCAACAAGAUGAUGGAACGUCGUCUCCAGACCAAAGUUUUCAAACUUGGUCUUGCUAAAUCAAUUCACCACGCGCGCUGCAUGAUCCGUCAGCGCCACAUUCGCGUGGGCAAGCAAAUCGUCGAUAUUCCCUCUUUCAUGGUCAGAGUUGACUCUGAGAAACACAUCGACUUUGCCCUCACCUCUCCAUUCGGCGGUGGCCGUCCAGGAAGGGUACACCGCAAGGCUUUGCGUGCUGCUGCCGAGUAGAAGUAACAUCUUUUUAAACGUGCUACGUAUACUUGUG